Sceloporus undulatus (fence lizard) is the source of this 5142-nucleotide messenger RNA. RefSeq names its product outer mitochondrial transmembrane helix translocase-like. Lineage: Eukaryota; Metazoa; Chordata; Lepidosauria; Squamata; Phrynosomatidae. Gene Ontology annotation, molecular function: ATP binding; ATP hydrolysis activity. The transcript has 10 exons. The record is from RefSeq and is a predicted model, not a curated record. Gene Ontology annotation, cellular component: mitochondrial outer membrane. Bases 209 to 1507 code for a protein of 432 amino acids.
AUGUGUAGUUGUUGUUUUUUAAAAGGCACAAAACACUGGGAUGUGUAGUUUGACAAAAGGUGUGUGCCUCUCUCACCCAAACUGCAGACCCUAGGAGUGUGUGGGAUGUUGGAUGGAGCCAGCAUCAGCCAAAGUGAUGCUCCCCAUCAGAAGAAGCAGCCUCUUCUUUUGCAGCCUUCCAUCCUGAGUCUGGGCAGAGAGGCUGCAGAUGGGAAGGAUCUCGCCCAGGCUCUUGUUGCCUCGCGGAAGCUUUUGCCAGAGGAGCCACAAGGAAGGAAGGAAGGAAGGAAGGAAGGAAGGAAAGGCAGGAAAGAAAUCUAGUUCGCCUUCAGAUCUGGGCGCUAGAAACACCGAAGCAAUGUGGCUUGGGGAAUUGUCCAAGGACCUCCUGAUCCGGCCAUUGACGCGGAACGAAGCUUUUGCCGUUCUCCUCCGCCUGACUAUUUUUGGGGCCGCCACCUAUUUCAGCAUCAAGUGGGUCUCCGAUGCCCUGGAUCCGACUCGGAAGCAGAGGAUACAGUUAAAGAAAAAGGCAGAACGCUUGAUGAAACAGAUUGGAGUGGAGAAGCUGAAGCUGACAGAACAUGAGAUGACCAUUGCCACUCACUUGGUGGUUCCAAGAGACAUAAAGGUCUCUUGGAAGGACAUUGCAGGCCUAGACGAGACGGUCAAUGACCUCCAGGACACGGUGAUCCUGCCGUUCCAAAAGAGGCACUUGUUUCGGCACUCCAUGCUCUGCCAGCCCCCAAGAGGUGUCUUACUUUAUGGUCCUCCGGGCUGUGGCAAAACCCUCCUUGCCAAAGCAACUGCCCAGGCAUCAGGAUGCAGGUUCAUAAACCUACAAGCGUCUACCCUGACAGACAAAUGGUACGGAGAGUCGCAGAAGCUCACAGCUGCAGUUUUCUCUCUGGCAACAAAGAUCCAACCAUGCAUCAUUUUCAUAGAUGAAAUAGAUGCUUUCCUGAGGAAUCGCUCUGAGGCUGACCAUGAAGCCACUGCCAUGAUGAAAGCUGAAUUCAUGAGCCUCUGGGAUGGCCUGGAGACUGGGCCCAGCUGCCAGGUCAUGGUGCUCGGAGCAACCAACAGACCCCAAGAUGUGGAUCCGGCCAUCCUGAGGAGAAUGCCAACUACCUUCCAGAUUGGUCUCCCUACACAAAGACAACGGCAGGAUAUUCUGAAGCUCAUUCUUGCUGGCGAAAAUAUGAGCAAUGCUGUGAGCUUGAAAGAGCUGGCUGAGAAAACACAUGGCUACUCUGGGAGUGACCUGCGGGAAUUGUGCCGGGAUGCUGCCAUGUAUCGAGUGUGCGACUAUAUCCGAAAGCAACAAAUGAAGCAGAUAGCGUACAUGCUGCAUGAGGAUGGAGAUAGCGAUGAGGAAAGUGAUUUGGAAGAGGAACAGUUGCGGCCAAUUACCCAAGUUGACCUAUUACUCGCUCUGGAGAAGAUGCAGGAAUCCAAGAUGGCUUCAGCCUCCAUGCCAGCACUGAAAGAACCAACUUGGUACUGAGCUUGCCGGCCACAUAAAGCCUGGAGACGGAAGAUGAUCAACUCAUUUGGAGUGCAGGGAGGUUAUGGCAACUCUUUGUUAGGGAGAUGGGGUAGAAUCCACAUGCAAACUGUAGGAGGGGGAUAGGAAUCUGGCUGAGAUAGUAGAUGAAGGACCCUUGCAGAUAUCUGGAAACACCUAUGCCAAAGAAAAGAAGUUGUAAGGGGUGUGAGUGUGCUUGUGUAUGUGGGAUGGAGGAGGUAAGAGAUCAUAGCUUUUCAAGAGGUUGUAGAGGAAGGAGAAGUAAUAGAUACAAGAGAGCAAAUGUAAUCAUGUGUAAGAUUUUUGGAGCUAUAGUCAGCUCUCCACAUAUGCGGCUUUGACUUUUGUGGAUUUGAUUAAUAGGUUAUCUCUAGGAAUCACUAGGUCUGUAGUUUGUAUUUCUAUACAGCCCUUUUCCUCCGUGAAAGAGGUUCCUCCUCGAAAUGACUUUUUCUGUGUUGUUUUCUUUUGAGGCGUUGGCAUAGCCUCCUCCAGAAUAAUUCUAUGGUCAAAUUCUGGCAGGUAUUGACCAGACUUCUGCUAGAGGAUCUAGAGAUUCCUAGAGAGGUGUUCUCUCAGGUUAAAAAAGGGGUUUUCCCACUUUCUUGCAAAUCCUGUGCCCCGAACCCCUGCAAAUGUGGAGGGCCUACUGUAUUGCUUAUUGCAUGAGUAAACAGCAGACUCUUCUAAAAGUGGUCCAUAUAAAAAUACUGGUGGUGGGGAGGUUAAAACAAAUGUUUAGGUCAUGCAAUAACUAAGGACCUCUUCAUAUUUGAAGCAUCCUCAUUCUUUCUCCAAGUCCUUUCAGCAUCUUAAAUCCUCCUCCUACUCUCUCAUUCUUUUAGAGAAGGCACCGGUUGUACCUCUCCUGUUCUGUAGCUUUUAACACUAAUACACUAUAAAUAAAGCAUACAAGAUGUUCAGUUUUUAAAAAUGGCUGUUACCCCUUUCCUCUAAAUUUGGUGCUUCACGAGGAAUUUAGGUUCUGUACUGUUCCAGCUUUAGAAUCUGAAGACAACUCCUGACUCAUCAUUGCAGAGAUGUGCAUCAAAAGAUACAAGUGGAAGGCUACUUCUUUCAUAUUUGCUUGUUCCUCUCUCCCAAAACUUUAUUUUUUUUAAAGGGGAGCUUUCACUGCUGACUGCUCUCUAUUAGAUUUGUCCCUUUGAAGCACACAUGCAUUUGAAAAGUGUUAGAGGCGACAAACUGAUAAACUGAACUAUUGCUUCCUAUUUUUAUUGUGGCAUAGCAACUUAUAGUAAAUAGGUUGCUUUGUCACAAUAGAAAUACAGAACAGUCGUUUAGUAUAUCAGCCCAGGUACCGUUUCGAAUUCUGAGCCCCUGCCUGGGAAAAGCUAUUUUUCAGAUUCAGCGUGGCCAAAUUGGUUUAGAAAAAUAGAUUCCCCCAAAUGAGUGAAACACAUUUCUUCUAGUCUUAGGCAGGCAGGAAGAUCAUGAAUCUUGACUGCAUUCUGGAAAAUGCUAUGGGAAAUUUAUUCCCAUCUAACAGUUACAGAUGUGUAGCAUGUGUUACAUUUAUCUAUAACUGCUCUUGAAAUGUGAGGUGGUUCUCAGGAUUAAGAAACUCAAGGCCAAGACAACACCAACAGAAAGCAAAGUGAUUUGGUUUAUCCUGGAAAGAGAUUCCUUAUGACAUCACAGUCAGAAAGACUGUGCCAUAGUAACAAGGGCAAUGGCUCUCUCUCCAGUUGCCAGAGAUCUGGAGCAAGAGAGCUAAAAGGCCAUGAAAAGGAGCUGAGGAUUAGUAUCAGCAGUGGCUAUACCACCAGGGAAAAAUAUCACAGAGACUGGAGAAGGAUUUGGGAGUCCAGAAACUCGCCUCCACAUUAUCCUUGCCUCAUUCACCAAGGACUUUUCAAUCUGCACUGGAAAGAAAGACACUCAGUAAGUAUCAGCAUCCUCACCUCCUCUUUUCUUGAAGUACUCCAUCUCCCCUGGGCAAAGCACAUUGUGUGAUGGAAAGCAAGCACACCUCCCAGAUUCUGCUCCUCUGAAGACUAACAGCCAAACUAAAGGUUCGAAAGGUGCCAUUAACCUGCUCCGGAAAGUAGAGUCUUUCUUCGUCCCAACUUCUGAACCGGUUGCAAAGUAACCUUAAGCCUAACACCCUCAUCGUCAGCAAAUGACCGUCUGGCAGCAAUACAUCCAUAACUUUGUGAGAGCUGGCAUGUGUUGGGAUGCUGCCGUUGUUUCUAUAGCUCAACAGCAACUCCUAAUAGCCCACCAAGGCGGCAUCUUGGCCCGAAUGACCAAAGCAGAGAUAGAAGCCCUCCUUGGCAGAAACCGGGAUAUCCUUCUCACCGAAGGGCUGACACUUGGUGGCCUCAAGUGUUUGGUUAUACGUGACAAUCUCUACGCAGAUGCCCAUUACCACACUAUGGAACUCCGGACCAAACUUGUUGGGGACAACGGCACCCGAGCAAUCGCCGUAGUCCUGGUCAAUCCUGUGUGCCUCAUCCUCAUUGGGGAGAAGGGGAUUCAAGGAGGAACACUCAGCUUGAAGGCUUUUCAAACCGCUCAAUCCAUCAAAGAAAAUUACAACAACAAAACCGCGUGGUGAGUGACCACCACGACACUGGCUGCCACAUUCUUCCUUUAUCAGGAUGAAUUCCAAAGGGUGACAUUCUCUUCUCUCUCCUGUACCUUCCUUGACUUUGAGGCUUUGAAAGGAGAAUCCUGGCAACCGCUAAAUGGGGAGUGCAGUGUCCUAUGGGCUUGUGGAUGAAAUAUUGAGAGUCCAGGUGGGUCACAGCAAACAGUAUCAUGACAAUAAGCAUACAGAAAAUGAAAGAGGUCACCAUUCCUUCCAGCAUUUCUCUGCUCCAAAUUCUCAGUGGGAAAAAUACACCUCACUACAAAGAACCAAGCAAGGAUCCAAUGGGAUCACAUACCAGCGAUAACAGGACAUUUUAUGGGCCAUUUGCUACAGCAACAAGUUGACGGUUCAUCUGGAAACACAGCUUUUGGACAUUUCAAAGAGAAUGCUGGUGAAAUCUGGGAGUUGGAGAAAUGUGUGAAGACAAUUUCAGCACUUGUUUUGUGUCAAGAAAGUUAUUGAAUCAAAGAAAGUAUCAAUAUAUCCCACCCAGGCUGAAGCACACUUGCACACUAGUGUCUUCUUGAAGUGCCCUUGGACUAAAGCGAUCAGCUGAAACCAAGUUAGCAGCGCAAGCUGCCAUCUGAAAAAACAGUGUGGGUUUGUGAGCAGCUGUUAAGACACUGCAAGUUCAGCUUUUACCUAUUAAUAAAUAUUUCUUAAGGUAUUCUCCUUGCCUUUUAACUGCAAAGAAGAGGGGGAAACACAAUUGAUUUUUAGGUAUGGGCAUUUAAGUUGAAAGCAAGGAAAUCCUCAAAGAUCAAGGUACCCAGUUACACCACAGUUACAGUGCUAGAUGUGAUGGCCCCAUGUAAAUAUUUGAAAGGAUGUCAUAGUGAAGAUGGAGCAAGUUUAUUUUCUGCUGCUCCAGAGAAUAAGACACAGAGCAAUGAAUGCAAACUAAAGGGGAGUAGAUGCCUCCUUGACAUUAGGAGGUACAUCUUGAUAGUAAGAGCUGUUUCAACCAAGGCUGGAUGGCCAUUUGUCAAGGGUACUU